Messenger RNA from Fundulus heteroclitus (mummichog), 1310 nucleotides. RefSeq lists its product as uncharacterized. The record is from RefSeq and is a predicted model, not a curated record. The transcript has 8 exons. NCBI's taxonomy places the organism in Eukaryota, Metazoa, Chordata, Actinopteri, Cyprinodontiformes, Fundulidae. Gene Ontology annotation, cellular component: membrane. Bases 36 to 1310 code for a protein of 424 amino acids.
UUCUGACAAACUUCUCAGUAAGCCUCAGUGAAGCUAUGUGGAACCGACAAGAGGCGAAUCAUCAGUUUUUUACAGGUUUUAUCUUUUCCUUAAUUUUGACCUCAUCUUCAUUUGCUGUAGAUCAGCUCAGGUUGGCAGGUCCUGGAUCGACUCAGUGCUCUGGAAGAGUUGAAGUCCACCACAACAAUACCUGGGGAACGGUCUGUGAUGACAGCUGGGGCAAAGAUGACGCUGAAGUGGUUUGUCGACAGCUGGGCUGUGGUACGGCCCUCAGCGCACCAUCUUCUGCUCAUUUUGGAAAUGGAAAUGGAACAAUCUGGCUUGAUAAUGUGAACUGUUUAGGCAAUGAAAGCUCUCUAACCAGCUGUCAGCACCAAGGGUACGAGAUACACAACUGUGACCAUAGUGAGGAUGCUGGUGUUGUCUGUUCAGGGAGCCUUCCAAAACCGACCAUCUUUGUGAGCCCUGUUGCUGAGCUUACCUGGGGUCAGCAAGUCAGCAUCACUUGUGCUUCUGCAAUUCAACUUUUAGAUGGGACUUUUAUUCUCCAAAAGACUUCAGACCCAUUCAGAAUGAGUCAGUCAUCUGGUUCCACCUCUGCUACCUUCAGGAUCCCUAAAGUGACCCUUGAUCAUCAUGGAGAAUUCCAGUGUCAGUAUGAGAAAAGGAUUUCAAGCCAGACCUUCACCUCCGUCCUCAGUGACUCUGUCAAUCUUACUGUGCAUCUGCUGAGACCCUAUAUUUCCCUGACAUCCCCAAAUGUAGGGGUGGUCUGGGGACCUGAAGAAGCAGAGGUUACCUGGGGUGACCGCUUCUCCUUCACUUGCUCCAUUAACCCAAACCAUCCUCAGGGAAAAUUCUCUCUCAUCUUCUCUGGCUCCAACAUAACAGAAACCAAGCCAGCAGUCAACAGCUCAGCUUCCUUUAAUUUCCCAACGGCUGCCUUUGAACACCAGGGCAACUACAGCUGUGUGUAUGUGGUUUUACAGUCUACACGCAGAUUCAGUUCUGCUAAGGCAGUACCUAUUCGUCUUGUCAUUAAGGGCUCUUCACAGAUGCUGCUAUACUCACUAUCUGGUGGAAUCCUGCUCCUGGUCCUGCUGGUGUUUCUAGGAGUCUGCCUGGCCUGCAGAAGGAGACAUUGCACUAAACAGCCUCGAGCAUCUGACCAAAACCAAAUGGCUGCCCAGCAGUUUAACACACAAGACCAUGAAAAUGAUUUGGACGACUAUGAGAACGUUGACAUCAUGCUUUCAACAAAGAAACUGGAGGUGGACAAACAGUCAAUUUGUACUCCUGCAAUGGACUGA